Molecule: messenger RNA, 3388 nt
Organism: Schistocerca gregaria
Lineage: Eukaryota; Metazoa; Arthropoda; Insecta; Orthoptera; Acrididae
Product: structural maintenance of chromosomes protein 2-like
Exons: 4
Coding region: 71-3388 (1105 amino acids)
Biological process (GO): chromosome organization
Cellular component (GO): chromosome
Molecular function (GO): ATP hydrolysis activity; ATP binding; protein binding
Source: RefSeq, a predicted model, not a curated record
GGGCGAACCGGAUUGCCAGAUUGCUUAGCGUGACCUUUUAGGAGAGAGGCGUGGCGCGGAGCGUGAAGCGAUGUACAUUCUGAAGCUUGUCCUCGAUGGGUUCAAGUCCUACGUAGAGCGCACUGAAAUAGGCCCGUUUGACCCCCACUUCAACGCGAUUACGGGGUACAACGGGUCGGGGAAGAGCAACAUUUUCGACGCGAUUUGCUUCGUGCUAGGAAGCAACAACUGGUGCCAGAUGCGGGUGGGCGGUCCUUUGGAGCUGAUUUACAAGCAGGGUGCGACCGGGAUUACGAAGGCGUCGGUGAGCAUUGUGUUUGACAACCACGACAAGCAGAGGUCGCCGAUGCAGUACAUAGAGUGCGACGAGAUAGUGGUGACGAGACAGGUUUUGACAGGGGGGAGGGCGAUGAAGUACAAGCUGAAUGGGCGGAUGUGUCAGGUGUCGGAGGUGAGGAACCUGUUUCACUCGGUGCAGCUGAACAUUGAGAACCCGCAUUUUUUGGUGAUGCAGGGGCGCAUUACGAAGGUGCUGAACAUGAGGCCGAGGGAGAUUUUGGGGUUGCUGGAAGAGGCGUCGGGGACGAGGAUGUUUGAGGCGAAGAAGGUGAGCGUGAGGAAGCGGAUAGACGGGCACGAGGCGAAGGUGGAGAGCAUUGGGAAGACGUUGAGAGAGACGAUAAACCCGACGUUGACGAAGUUGAAGAAGGACAAGGCGUUGUACGCGCGUUACUUGGAGUUGAAGGACAGGGUGUCGGAGCAGGAGAGGGCGAUGGUGACGUGUGAGUACGCGUUGGCUCAGAGGAGGGCGGCGGAGGUGAGGGCGAGGUUGCAGGACGUUGAGAACGACCCGUCGGAGAGCGAGUUGGCGUUGGAGGAGAAGAAGAGGGAGUUGAAGGAGGUGCAGAGGAGGUUGAAGGAGUUGAGACAGAGGCAGUUGCAGAACGCGGAGAUAGGCCAGUCGGAGUCGCAGUUGAACCAGGCGACGUUGAGGUUGAAGUCUACGGAGUUGUCGUGCGAGCGUUUGUCGGAGGAUGUGGAGAGGGAGAGGGAGAGGGAGAGGGCGUUGAGGGAGAGGUGGGAGGGGGUGGAGGGGGAGAGGGGGGGGAAGUUGCAGGAGUUGCAGUGGGCGGCGAGCCAGGUGGAGAGGUGCGAGCAGGACAAGUUGAUGGUGGAGGCGUGUUUGGCGGGGGUGAGUGGUGGCGCGGAGGCGCCGUGCAUAGGGGAGGAGAGGAACACGUUGGAGGCUCAGGUGAUGAGGGCGCAGGCGCAGAUGGGGGAGCACGACACGGAGAUAAGGAGGUUGGAGGUGAAGAUGAGGGAGGCGUUGAUAGAGUUGGAGAGGGGGGAGGCGUCGAUGGGGCCGAUGACGCCGGCGGAGGAGAAUUACUACAAGAGCGUGAGGUUUGAGUACGAGGGGAGUGGUGAGUUGGACGGGGAGAGGGUGUUUGGGAGGAUAUGCAAGUUGGUGCGGGUGAGGGACGCGGAGAAGGCGAUAGCGUUGACGGUGGCGGGGGGUGCUCGGUGGUACCACGUGGUGGUGGAGAGCAGCAGGGAGGCGAUGCAGUUGAGUCGGGUGGUGAGGGCGAGGAACACGUACGUGAUGUUGAGGGAGCUGAGAGUGAAGGAGCCGAGUUUGUCGAUGGUGGAGAGGGCGAAGAGGGCGGUGAGCGAGGAGAACGUGUGGCUGGCGCAGUCGUUGGUGGAGGCGCCGGCGGCGAUUCGGCCGGCGGUGGGGUACGCGCUUGGGGACGCGUUGGUGUGUCGAGACGGGAACAUGGCUAGGAGGUUGACGUUUGAGUUGAAGUUGGCGAAGAGCGUGAGCCUGGUGGGGGACGUGUACAACACGCAGGGGACGUUGACAGGUGGAGAGGAGGCGGAGAAGAGGGAGUAUUUGCUGCAGUUUUUGUGUCGGUUUGAAGAGCGCGAGGCGGAGAUGGCGGAGAAGAGGGAGCGGCUGAAGAGGUUGGAGGGGGCUCGGGCGGAGUUGCGGGGCUUGCUGGAUCGUUUGGCGCUGGCGAGGCACCGGCACGAGGGCGUGGUUAGGCGGUUGGCCGGGGUGGAGGACCCGGAGAAGAGGAAGGAGGCGAGGUCGGGCGUGGAGGCGCAGCUGAAGAGACUGGAGGAGGCGUCUCGCAGGGGGAGGGGGGGGCAAAAGGAGGCGGGGAAGGAGUGCGCGCGACUGAGGGGGGAGCUGGCGAAGGUGAGCAAGGAGUUGCAGCGCGCUCGGGGCGCGAAGGUGCGGUUGGAGGCGGAGUGCGGCGAGUUGGAGAAGGAGCGGGGGGAAAUCGAGAAGGGCUUAGAGGAGGUGGGCGCGGUGAUAGGCAAGCUGCAGGGACAGCUGGCGGAAAGCGAGCACGAUCGAGCGGUGUUGCAGAACAAGGUGAAGGAGAUGGCGCUGCGGCACGAGGAGCUGCUGAGGGAUCAGCAGUCGAAGAGUGAGCACAUGGUCUCGCUGGCGGCGCGAAGCGAGGAGUGUCAGCGCGCGAUUGACGAGUACACGACGCGGGCGAAGAGACAGAAGGCGCAGCAGGAGGAGGAUCGAGCGACGCUGCAGAGGGCGGAGUCGGCGAUGGAGAAGCUGAAGAGCAAGUACCCGAAGAUCGAGCGCGAAGCGAAGCACACGAUGAGGGUGGAGGAGCUGACGAGCAUGUUGGAGGCGGAGGUGGAAAGGUUCAAGCCGAACGAAGAGGAGCUGAAGAAGCUGCAAUAUUUGGUGAACCCGAAGGCGGCCCAGCUAUUCGACCAGUUCCAGAGGGAAUUCGAGGACCUGACGAAGAAGAUGAACAUCAUUCAGGACGACCGUGAGGCGAUCGAGCAGACGAUCAACGAGUUCGACCGGCGAAAGGUGGUGACGCUAGAACACGCGUUCGAGAGCGUGGGGGGUGACUUCAAGGACAUCUACGGGUCGCUGGCGCCGGGGAUGGAGGCGAGUUUGGAAAAGGUGAGCGCGGGAGACAUUUUGGAGGGACUCGCGAUCAAAGUUCAGCUGGGGUCGCGGGUGGCGAAGUUAACCGAGCUGAGCGGCGGACAGCGGUCGCUGCUGGCGCUGUCUCUGAUCCUGGCGCUGCUGAAGUACAAGCCCGCGCCGAUGUACAUCUUGGACGAGGUGGACUCGGCGCUGGACGGCUCGAACACGCAGAACAUCGGCACGAUUUUUCGAGACAAAUUUCCGCAGUCUCAGUUUAUCGUCAUCUCGCUGAAACAGGACCUGCUGGCCUCUUCGAACGCGCUGUUCACGGCGAGCUUCGACGCCAGGUCGUCGUCCUCCGUGGUGGCGAGGUCGAACCCGAGGGCGGACGCGCAGCGGAGGAAGCAGGGCGCGGAGCCCAAGCAGCCGGGCAGGUCGAAGCGCGCGGCGCCGGUGACGGCGGCGGUGCCCGCCUGA